Chilo suppressalis (striped riceborer) is the source of this 1722-nucleotide messenger RNA. NCBI's taxonomy places the organism in Eukaryota, Metazoa, Arthropoda, Insecta, Lepidoptera, Crambidae. The record is from the annotation of a GenBank genome assembly.
GCUCUAUUAAGUAAUGGUGCGGCUCUAGAGAAGAUGGAGUGCGGCAUAGACAACUCUCCGGAGGUGGUGGUCGGGAGCGACGUGCCUCUCAACAUGUAUCCCUGGGUUGGGAUACUUUACUACGUCAGCCACGAUAUGACGGGUGAAGUAAGAGCGGUGACCACCGUGAUACUCAUACAACAAGAGUUCGUGAUAGGAGCGGCAGCCGAUAUCGGACCCAUGCCGAAAUACGACUUCCGUGAAAACACACGCGUGAUAUUAGGGGAUGGUUGGAGGGGGAAUCCCCUGAGGGUACGCAGCUACGUAAUCCACCCGGAGUACGGGGAGACACUUAACACUGUAGCACUGGUGCAACUCAAAGACAUCGUCAGACCCACGCAGAUAAAGCCAGUGUGUCCGCCGCCAGAUCUCCUGAGGGACCCUGAGUUCUACGUCAUUAAGUUUCACGAGAAUUACAACGAUUUGAAGAAGCAAGUAAUCCCCGUGGAGCAUGUACCCAGCAAGAUGUGUAGAGAUUUUUACGUAUCCGCUAAUCUGUAUGCGCCCCGGAUGCGGCCCGGGUAUGUGUCGUGCGCGGUGGAGGCGCGGCAGGUCGGGGUGUGCGUGUGGGGCGCGGGCGGCGCUCUCCUCGCGCGGGACCACUGGGGGCGCUGGCAACUGUUGGGUGUUGGAGUGCGAGGUCCAGGCUGCGGGGCGCCGGCUCGUUUCCUGGACAUGCUCAGCUAUUACCCCUGGGUCGAGGCCAGUCUGAACAAGUUCCGACAGCUCACCAUCACUAGGCUGUCCAACCAGAAGUUCGUGCUCAGGAGUGGCGGUGGUCGUCGUAAUGACGGCGAAGACGAAGAGAUAGAACAUCACGUGAUGAGGUACGGAGCCUGUGAUGAAGAGGAGAAGACCAACCUCAUAUACCGUGACCAGUUGUUCCUGCGCACCGACAACCAGCAGUAUCAGUUCAUUACUUACAACAUGACUAUAUACGAGAAUGUGGAGUACUCGUGUCUUACCCUGGAGCUGGUGAAUGCAUCCGCCGUCUCCGAGAUGAGGGUUAAGCACUUCUGUCCGCGCGAGUCCCGCGGGCCCAUCUGCUACUCCUACAAAGGCUCACUGUUCGAGAUAUCCGUGUACAUAAUAUACUCGGACGCGUGCAUGUUCGAGAUGGUGGCGUGGGGAUGGAAGAAGAACAUGACGCUCAUCGACGUCCAGGAGUGGAAGUGGGAGGAGGGGACUUACUACCAGGACUUCUCUAUGACUAGGGUGGAGUACAGAGGCCCAGCAGACACGACGGGUUACGGGUUCGAACCCCUGGACGACAAGAUGUGGAUCCCGGAGUACGACUUCUGGACCACUACGCCCUUCGACAACUCCUCGUGGUUAAGCACCACGGAAAGAAGGCGGCAGGACGGUACGGAACCAGAGGCCCAGAAGGGCGGCUCGAUGACACGAGGUCCUUUACCGCCACCAGGCACCAGUGACACCGACUCCGAAUUCGAGAUCGGAGUACGGUGGUAGAUCAUCAACACCCAGCCUCUAUACAUAUAUACCCGGCACCAGUGAUGACGAAGACAUUCUUAGCCCCUAUUUUAAUGCUUGAUAGGACCGUAGUUAAUAAAAAUAUUGUGCUCUGUACCCCUAGCAUGAACCAAUGUCGAGUUCGCAUAGUUGGCGAGUCCGAAAUGUCAAUAUCAAAUGUGUAUUGACUUUUAGUUCUCGUUACGUACUUUG